This is a messenger RNA of Leishmania mexicana MHOM/GT/2001/U1103, 2274 nucleotides long. RefSeq lists its product as hypothetical. Lineage: Eukaryota; Euglenozoa; Kinetoplastea; Trypanosomatida; Trypanosomatidae. The record is from RefSeq and is a predicted model, not a curated record. The transcript has a single exon. The coding region runs from base 1 to 2274 and encodes 757 amino acids.
AUGAAGGCGGUGCACCUUCAUCACUACAGCGGCCAAGAGGCCGAGGAGCGCUAUAAACUCGCAACCCCUCGCAACUUGUUCUCGCAACGCAUGCCGACAGUUGACAGCGGCGACCCAGCGGCCAAGAUGGAGGAGAUCCGAAACUACGUUCACAACACAAUGGAGCUGUUCGAGAGGGUUUUCGACUGCCUUGCAUAUGAGGAGUCCUUCCUUAUGCCGCCCAUUCACAAACUUCGCCAUCCCAUGAUCUUCUACUACGGCCACACCGCAUGCUUCUAUAUCAAUAAGCUCCGCGUGGCUGGCCUAACGGAGCGCAUCAACCCGGGGCUUGAGAAAAUGUGCGCCAUCGGCGUCGAUGAAAUGAGCUGGGAUGAUUUGAACGUGGCGCACUACUCCUGGCCUACCGUGGAGACGGUGUGCGAGUACCGUCGCCAGGUGCGCGACCGCAUUGACCAGCUCAUGUCAAGCGGCAAGUUUCCCCUCAAGAUGCCGCUGACACUGGCAAACAGCACCGAUAAUGACGCCAACGCUUUCUGGUGGGUGAUGCUGAUGUGCGCCGAGCAUGAGCGCAUUCACUUCGAGACCGUCUCCGUGCACGUCCGCGAGUUGCCAAUGAAAUAUAUUUCUACGGUCAUGUCUGACAUCUGGCAGCGCUGCCCCGACGCAGGCACUCGAGCCCCAAUCAACGACCUCGUGCCCAUCGCGGGCGGCAAAGUACAGAUGGGCCGCAUGCCGAACUCGCAUGUGUACGGCUGGGACUGCGACUACGCGAAUGGAUGCAACAUGGUGGAGGUGGCGCCUUUCAAGGUGAGCAAGUUUAUCGUCUCCAACGUUGAGUUCUUCACGUUUAUGAAGGCAGACGGAUACAAUGUGCAGCGGUACUGGGACGAAGAGGGCUGGAGGUGGGUGCAGUGGAAAAAACCGGAGCACCCGUGGUUCUGGGUGCGUGACGAGACCCGCCCAAGCGGCUUUGCGCUGCGUCUUCAGACGGAGCUGAUCGAUCUGCCGUGGGACUGGCCAUGCGAGCUCAACAACCUCGAGGCUCACGCCUUCUGUUCCUUCAAGAGCGAGCAGCUGGGCAAGAGGAUUCGCAUGCUGACCGAGGAGGAGUGGACGCUGCUGUUUGACCGGUACAUCGGAAAGGACCAGCUGGAGUGGGGUGAGAAGGCGCCUGGAAACAUCAGCCUUGAGCACUACCAGAGCAGCUGUCCCGUUAACAAGUUCAAGCACGGCGACUUGUAUGACGUGAUCGGCAACGUGUGGCAGCAUUGCGAGACCCGCGUUCACCCCUACCCCGGGUAUCGGGUUCAUCCCUUUUAUGAUGACUUCUCUCUCCCGACAUUCGAUGGCCAGCACGCGUGCAUGAAGGGUGGCACGUGGGCGAGUACCGGCAAUAUGGCCACCCGGGACGCCCGCUUUGCCUUUCGCCGCCACUUCUUCCAGUACAUUGGCUUGCGCUACGUGGAGGGACCUGAUGCACUUGAGCCGCAGAGCAAGUGCUGUUUUCUUGGUCUCGAUCCCGAGGUGGAUGUCAUCACCGACACCUGUUUCCGCGACUCUUUCCAGGGCUUGCCAAACGGAUGUGUUGCGAUCGCCGAGUAUGCCAAGAGGAUGUUCGCCGAGCAUGCCACGGUGCCAGCGGUGAGAGCAAUGGACAUUGCAUGCGGAGGCGGCCGCAUCGCAUUCGAGCUGACGACCUCCUUUCAACAGGUGCUUGGCGUCGACUACACGGCGCGCCGUCUGAUGCCUUGCUUCGCCAUUCGCGAGCGCGGCGAGUGCCAGUACAGCGUCGAGAGCUCUGCCGACGGGGUGCGCACUGCCCAUACUGUGAAGUGCGAGGACUUCCAGUGGGGACCGACCCUCAAGCGCGCCACCUUCUUUCAGUCCGACCCCACAAACCUGCACGACCAUCUCUCUGACUUCUCGCUGGUGGUGUGCUGGAAUUGCUUGGAGCGCAGUUACCAACCAAGUGCCAUUCCUGCCCACCUGCUCAACCGUGUCGCAAAGGGUGGUCUUCUCGUGAUUGGUGGCGACUACGACUGGGAUAACAUCAAGAAAAACGCCGAGGACGCUGGCAGGCAGGACAACACGUACUUGACUGACCCCUUGACUACGUUCACGGGCAACUGUCAAACAGAGAUCUUCCGCCUGCUCGGCGGCAGUGACGCGGUAGAGCAGGUGGGCAAGACGGUGUCCAUUCCGGUGGCUUUUCCCAAGACGGAAGACACAGCCGACAUCCGUGUCAUGGAGCUUGCAACGUAUAGAAAGAAGUAG